Molecule: messenger RNA, 3588 nt
Organism: Sorex fumeus (smoky shrew)
Lineage: Eukaryota; Metazoa; Chordata; Mammalia; Eulipotyphla; Soricidae
Gene: GDNF
Product: glial cell derived neurotrophic factor
Exons: 3
Coding region: 375-1004 (209 amino acids)
Biological process (GO): negative regulation of neuron apoptotic process; peripheral nervous system development; positive regulation of branching involved in ureteric bud morphogenesis
Molecular function (GO): glial cell-derived neurotrophic factor receptor binding; growth factor activity; receptor tyrosine kinase binding
Source: RefSeq, a predicted model, not a curated record
CGCCCCGGGCCCGCGCAGCCCCGGCCGAGAGCGCCGCGCACGCAGCCGUGUCAUCCUCCUCCCGAGGCAGCGGCGGCACCUCCGACCUCGUCCCGCGGGAGCGCCCAGGGCCGGCGGGGGAGCUGUCGGCAUCCCUCGCCCGGCUCGCGGCGGCGGCCGCGGGAGCCUUGGCCGCCGCCUCCUGCGCGCCUUCGCCGCCCGGAGCGACCCCUGGAUUGCGAACACUUGCCCCUGACCUCCUGGGCGGGGCGCCGCGCUCCUGCCCUCGGCCCGGAUGGGUCUCCUGGCUGGGACUCGGGGCUCCUGGAGUUAAUGUCCAAGCGGGGGUCUGCAGAGACCGGAUCCGAGGUGCCGCCGCCGGACGGGACUCUAAGAUGAAGUUAUGGGAUGUCGUGGCUGUCUGCCUGGUGCUGCUCCACACCGCGUCCGCCUUCCCGCUGCCCGCCGGUAAGAAGCCUCCCGAGGCGCCCGCCGAAGACCGCUCCCUCGGCCGCCGCCGCGCGCCCUUCGCGCUGAGCAGUGACUCCAAUAUGCCAGAGGAUUAUCCCGAUCAGUUUGAUGAUGUCAUGGAUUUUAUUCAAGCCACCAUUAAAAGACUGAAAAGGUCACCAGAUAAACAAAUGGCUGUGCUUCCCCGAAGAGAGCGGAAUCGGCAGCCCACAGGCCCGGAGAAUGCCCGAGGGAAAGGGCGGCGAGGCCAGAGGGGCAGAAACCGAGGCUGUGUCUUAACUGCCAUACACUUAAAUGUCACCGACUUGGGUUUGGGCUAUGAAACCAGGGAAGAACUGAUUUUCAGGUACUGCAGUGGCUCCUGUGACGCAGCUGAGACAAUGUACGACAAAAUAUUAAAAAACUUAUCCAAAAAUAAAAGGCUGGCGAAUGACAAAGUCGGUCAGGCAUGCUGCAGACCUACUGCCUUUGAUGAUGACCUGUCAUUCUUAGAUGAGAGCCUGGUUUACCAUAUUCUAAGAAAGCAUUCCGCUAAAAGGUGUGGAUGUAUCUGACUCCGGCUCCAGAGACCGCUGUGUAUUGCAUUCCGGCUACAGUGCAAAGAAAGGGACCAAGGUUCCCAGGAAAUGUUUGCCCAGAACGGAAGAUGAGGACCAAGGUGACAGAGGAGGAGGAGAAACAAGAGGAGGAGGAGGAGGAGGAGGAGGAGGAGGAAGAGGAGGAGGAAGGCAGCCAUUAUGGGAGCCUGGUAGAGGGGGGUCCAGCUAAAGAAAACUGGACAGGAGAGAAAACAGCCGCAGGUAUUCCUCAGACAGCAGCCGAUGUCACCAGCAGCUCGGGGCUGGGGUCCCUGCGUGAGUGUUGCCAUGGUUUCAGCUGAUGCGGUCCACCAGCCCAGUCCCGGGCACAGUUGCGGAUGAACUUCAAACCAAACCAGUGUAUCUCUUGUGGUUUGUUUUCACAUGUCUGGAAACACCAGGGUAUCAGUCAUCCUGGUGUUCUUCCUUGUCAUUAUGUUUUUACUGCUGAAAGCAACAAAGGUUUCUUUAUCUUUCUUCCUUUUUUUAAAAAAAUGUCACUCAGUGGAGACAUACCCCGGAAAGGAGGGGGAAAAAACCAAACCAAGAGCUAAGCAAAGGCACAAGAGAUAGUAACCUUUGAAUGGGAAAGUGGAGACCUGAGGUUUACCACCAUCAGCAUUUUGGUGAAUGUUUGGGGAUUGAUUUAGAACAUGGUGUGUGGGGGAGGCACCAAAAAGUUGGCUAGGCACCAGAAAGGCUGUUCUCCUGACUAAAAACAAUCCUGAACGUAUAGCCUUGCUGUCCCUGGAAACAGGAAUGCAGGUGUGGUUUCGGCAACAACCUUGCAAGAGAGCAAGUGGGAGAAGGCCCUGCCCGCCUGUGGGGUUACAGAGACAGAUGGUCCACACAUCCCAGCUCCGUCUAUGCGUGGUCACCAGUGACCAGAGAAGCUACUCGAUGCAAUGCAUCUGUUUCAGAUACAGAAAUAUAGAGAAGAUAUUUAUUGAGAUUUAAGUUAUUGUUAUUUAUUACCAUUCACUAAUGAGUUUCUCUUUCUUCCCCCCCUUAUUUAUUGAAGUUCUUUUCAAAGGUGCCAAAGUCUAUGUUCACAAAAUGCAAAAAAAAGAUGACAAAGGAAAUUUCAAUUGGGAACAAGGGUCCAUACUUUUCAAAGUAUUAAAAAGUUUUUCAUGAGGCAAAAAUCACUUACUUUACCUUUUUUUUCCAGAGAAGCCCUAGUUAACUUCCCAAAUUUCAACAUCUUCCCUAUUUUCAGGUUGUUAUUUCGCACCCCCCUCAAAAGAAAUGUGCCCGAGGAGGGUUUCUGGCAGGCCCCCUUCUCAGGAGCUGUAUGCAGAGACCAUUGGCAUUUGACUUUAUUCAUUUGUUCCAUCACCAUCUGCUUGCUUUCUUUUAUAUUUGAGACCACACUCCCCUCCAUAUAUUUAUGAUAUGCAUAACUGUAUAGAUCAAAGGGUAAAUUUCCAUUAGCUAAAGUCCUGGACACAACUGUUGACAUAAUAGUCAAGGUGCUGUUGGGUAGCCAGGCUCUGCCCUGACUUUUUUAAGGGUCUUGCCACCACCACCUUGGUGAGAAGCCUGCUCAUGGCUUGCUCUGCUGUCUUCCAGAAGUGGGGUACACCUGGCUGCCCUCAAUGCCCCUUAGCUGUUGCGUAAGGGCAAUAGUUGCUGACCCCUCUAUAUGCAACCCUUCCCCUUGGAAGAAGGUGGCUCAGAGGACAGUUGGAAAGCAUGUGGUCAGUCACCCACGGAAGGUGCUCCCUUAGUCCUGAGCAUGCUUAAGGGGCGGAAGCACAGAAGGGAAACUCCACCUCACACUGGUUCCAUUUCUGGAUCUGUCUGGCAGUCAACAUAUUUGCAAUGUGUGGGGCCUGUCCUAGAGUUUGUUACCCAAUUCACAAAAGGGAGUUUAAUCAAGCAAAUCAUCAAUCCCUACCUUAGUGGCUGAGAUUGAGCAAUUAGACCACAUACUACUGGUCUUCCUUAUCAUGUUAUUUUUGCAAUGUAAACAAGAGGCAGCAAUUACCAGCUGUCCCUUCCUCUCGUCCUUAAAGAUCCAAGUUUACCCUCCUUCUGCCCUUCUCUGUCUUCUUUGCUUCUCUCACACAGCUUGAAAAUAAAGGGAAAGGGCCUUUCUCUCCCAUCUCCUGAGGAGCAGCUACUCCCAAUGGUGACCCGGCUGCCUGGUCAUUCCUGAGGUACAAUUUGGAUGCAACUCCAGGAUGACCCGAUUUAGAAUCCUGUCAUAUUUGGUAGUUUGUGUCUGCCUUGUCGACUUCAGUUAGACCCCCAGCUCCCAUAGGGAGAGUGGGAUUCCAUGGGUGUUAACAGCUAUUUCCCAGUACCACCUGCACACCGUCAGCAGGUUUUCAAGGAUGCACAUCACUCCACUCAAUCCUUGAAAGGGUAAAGUUUGUGAUUUUUCUUUAACAUGGCGGUUACCAUCCGACCCAGUAAGGAGUGCACUUCUUUGGAAGUUCUGACUUCUCUGAUCUGUCUUGGUCGUUUGUGUUAUACAACCAAAGUUCUCUACAGACUUUAUUUUUGUACAAUAUCAUUUUGUAACUUUUUACAAAUAAAAACUCAUUUCUAUUGC